AAGGCAUCCCGAGCGAGCCUCUGGUCAGUCAGUUUCUCCGCUGUAAACAGGCGGUGUUAGAGCGUCAAACUUCGGGUGGGUCCGGGAAAAACCUAGUGAAACUUCAGAAAGUGUAAUGCUCUGAAUGAAAUACUUUCUUCUGGCAGCAAGCGGAUCAACUCACACAUAUAAAAUGACCACCACGGAGGGCGGUUACGUACACACCUUUGGCCCAGAGCUGCCCGCCAUGUUUGAUGGUGUGAAGCUGGCGGCGGUGGCUACCAUCCUCUAUAUCAUUGUCCGCUGUCUGAACCUCAAGAGUCCCACUGCACCACCAGAGAUCAUUUACCAGGACACCCUGCUCAGUCACUACCUGCUCAAGACCUGCCCAAUGCUGACCAAAGAAUACAUUCCUCCCUUGCUGUGGGGGAAGAGCGGUCACAUCCAGACGGUGCUCUACGGGAAGAUGGGACGUGUCAAAACUCCAACGCCCUGUGGGGUUCGCAUGUUCCUCCCAAUGCAGGAUGGUGCUACGGCUACCUUUGACCUCUUUGAAGCUAUUGGAGCCCACACCACUGGAGAUGACAUUACCAUGGUAAUCUGUCCUGGGAUUGGUAACCACAGUGAGAAGAACUACAUCCGGACCUUUGUGGAUUAUUCCCAGCGGCAGGGUUACCGCUGUGCCGUCCUCAACCACCUGGGAGCCCUGCCUAAUGUUGAGCUCACCUCACCACGCAUGUUUACAUACGGUUGUACCUGGGAGUUUGGAGCUAUGGUGGACUACAUAAAACGCACUUUUCCCCAGACUCUGUUGGUGGUCGUGGGGUUCAGUCUGGGAGGAAACAUCGUCUGUAAGUUCCUGGGGGAAAACCAGUCAAACCAGGACAGAGUGCUAUGCUGUGUCAGCGUCUGCCAGGGUUACAGUGCCCUCAGGGCUCAGGAAACUUUCCUUCAGUGGGACCAGUGCCGGAGGCUCUACAACUUUAUGUUGGCGGAGAAUAUGAAGAAGAUCAUUCUGUCGCACAGGGACAGUUUGCUGGCCAUGCAGUGCAGCAACAUUGGCGAUGGAGAGCUGAACAGACUGUAUGCAGCCACAUCUUUGAUGCAGAUUGAUGACAGCAUUAUGAGAAAAUUCCACGGUUAUGACUCACUGAGAGAGUACUAUGAGAAGGAGAGCUGUGUGCACUACAUCCACAAAAUCACUGUCCCACUCCUCCUGCUAAACUCCUUGGAUGACCCACUGGUUCAUCCAUCACUACUGGCUGUUGCACGCACUCUUGCAGAGAAAAUGCCCAAUGUGGUAUUUGCCCUGACUCAACAUGGGGGCCACAUGGGCUUUUUCGAGGGAGCUGUUCUGUUCCCUCAGCCCCUCACCUGGAUGGACAAGGUCAUAGUGGAGUACACCAACGCCGUCUGCCGCUGGGAGAAGAAGCAGUCGGUCUGUCAGAGUAGCAGCGAGUAGGACAUGAACUUUUUGUAUGGAAGCACGCAAUACCACUCUGCGAGUUGCACUUACAUACAAGUCCAGAGACAAACGCACAAAGACAGCUUGCUGUACCUGCUCAGCUUCAGCACUUUUGGCCUUACAGCUACAUGAUUCUGGAACUUGUUGAUGAUUAGACAAGGCAGCCUGAGUGGAAGUGGUUAAACCAGAUUAGAAAUAAAAACCUACAGAGGUGAUCGCACAGGUGAGUGUAAUGUGAUCCCAAGCAGAAGUGUUCUUUCUGCUUUUGUUCUUUUUAUCUCUCAGGUUAACAAUAGUUUGCCCUCUGCUGGUUUUUGGCAGGUACUUCUUUCUUUAUUCUCUAAAGCAGGGUGUGUAAUUUGAAUUCUGCCAUAAGAAAGAAGAAAAGGUGGACUUUUUUUUUCAAGUUUUCAAAUAAUAUUUUAAUGAUGUUUUGGUUCUGUCCUGUUCUGAAGUCCUUUAAUUGAAAUAGUACAUUUUCACUAAGAGGAUGUUGCUGUUUAUUAAAGAAAAACAUCUGAUAAGAAUGUGAUUUAAUCUCUCAAAUCAGGUAAUGUUUUACAGAUAUUUUUUGGUAGGUUUUCAUGCUCAAUUUUCUCCAGUGGACUCUCAGUCUGCAUUUAGGGUAGACAAAAACAGACCCAACUGAACAUUUCUGGUUUGUUGAAACAUGUACUUGUAGAUCCAACCAUUCCAUGAAUCAAUCAAUUUACUGUAAAGCCUCCUGGUGUAGAACUCUGGUUACCCAAAACUUAUAAAUAACUAAUAACUCCCAGCGUAGAAAUAAUUUAACUAGAAGUGACAGGUGUGGUGGUAUAAACGGCUGUUUACGGUAUGUUUCGAAGGUGAUAACAUUUUGAAUGUGUCUCUUCUUGGUCACGAUUAUGUUCCAUAUACCAGGCAUGGCUUCAGUUUAAACACUGUAGUGACUUAAUAUUAAACUUUAGCAUCGAUUACCUUUUGGGGGAGGAUGUUGUUGUUGUUCAUAGCUGUUCAUUGCUGCCUACUGGAUGGUGGUGUUUGCAAUAUAAAAGGUAAAGACAGUUAAGAGUAUCGCUCUAUUGAAGAUGAUUAGUGUCACUGACAAAAAAGGACAGGGGGGUGGAUUUUUAUAUUUUUUAUUUUCUGAAUUGUGAGAAAGAAAAAAAAACACUCCUGUACUGUCACGGUACUGUAAAUUUCCACCAGAAUUAUGUGAUUUCAAAGGUUUCAAACACCAGCUAAGCUGGUGAGGGCACAAAUGCAAUGUUUUUGCUGUUUUGGUUUGCUUGUUUUUAAUAUUCUGAGCUCUUAUUAUCAUGUUAAGGACUUUUGAGGUUGGUCAGUUUCCUGUGAGUUACAUUCUCAGUGGACUCCACCCAGUCUAUGUAGCCUCCAAAUUAUGCAACUUGUAUCUGCUCUGCAGAAGUCAAAUGUCAUGCAACAGCACCACAAACAUGUCCUGACUUUUUCACUGUUUGCUCGCACUUUAUUGUCUUCAAUGCACUAUGUAGAGUCAUUGACAAUUAAAAGUAAAUGAACACAUUUUUAUUGGUGUGAUAUUAUAAAUUAAGACGUUUCAAUUGUCUUUUCUCACAAUCAUUUUCUGAUGGGGUAUUGUGCAAAAUGUAAAAACUUACUCUUCAUUAACUUGUUCCCGGAUGAAUGAGUUUUUUCAAGUUACUUGACAAGAUUUUUCUUUUUAGUCUCAUUUCACAUAACAGGGGCUUGUCUGCAUUCUUGAACAUAUGAUUAUGAUGUAGAAAAUGAAGGAAAAUGUGGGUGUUUUCAUGGUGCGCAGCCUGUUUACAAGUGAUUUUCACAUAUUGUUUCCUUUUGUGUAUUUCUACAUCAACAAAGUCACAACCCUUUGCAUUUAUUAACAGUUUAUUGUACAUGUAUUGACAUUGUUAUUGGUGCACUGGGUAGCACAAUGGGUCAAACUUUAUUAUACCUUACUGAAGAAGUCUUAAAAAAAAGAAAGAAAAGCAGGAAAGAGAGGCACUUGUUGGAAUACCAGCCUUGUGCAAGAAGAUGAUCAGGGGUAAGAGGUUGGGUCCUGAGAAAGCUGGGGCCUGCCAGUAAUAAACCAUCUGUGUGGGUGAAUUUAAGUCCAGAGAAAGCACAGUUUGACAAAACGGAGACAUAACAUGUGGUGUUCAGAGCCGGUCAGGAUUGGCAGUGUUUUUGCGUAAUGGAAAAACACUGUAUGUGAUAAGAUAAUCACAUAUAUGACUUUGAUUUUUUUUUUUUGGUCUGCUAAUCAUAAGCUUCUGUACACUUCACACCAGUACCAAACCAUGCUACUUCUUCUGCUUCUUCUUCUUCUUCUUCUUCUUCUUCUUUUAAGAUCGCUCCAAGGCAGCCAGUCAUUCAGUCCAUGUACUUGGGUUUGGAAUGAACUAAAAGUGAUUGUCACAGCUAAUCCACCACUGUGUACAUUUACUUAUCUGCAUUUAUUUAUUUAUUUAUUUAUUGGUUAUGGUUCUAGUGAUAAAAAGGGGAACCCUGUGACAAGAUUGAUGCUAAUUGGACUAAAAUUUAUCUUAAUUGCACCAACGAAAAAAAGUCCUGGCCUGAGCGAGAUAAUUUGGACUGGACUGUUUAUUCUGCUAAAAACAAAAUACAGAAUUGGCAAAAAGUAAAUAAAUACAAACACUAAAAUGUUCACUGUAAUGAGUUAGAAGUGACUUUCAAAGAAAGACAAGCAAAUACAUGAAGUGCAUGCACUCUGUAGUUAUUUGGAGCAUGUAUGGCACUUUUGAUGGUCAUCAACUAGAAAAUUCAAACUAUACGGUGUCACUGGGAUGGCUUGUCUAGUUUUUGUCUUGAAUGUGCUUUACCAGGACCUGUGCAGUACAGUAUCAUUUUACCUUCUAACACAGUCACGACUUUCAUUCAUAACUUUAGUUCCUACAACCACACAGCUAGAUUGGGCGUUGAUUCUUCACAGUCUAUAGGGUUUAUAAUACGUAAAGGCUCUCGACCUCAUUGGCAAAAGGACUGAGGAUGUCUAGUCAAACAGCUUGGCUGCUGUGGCCUUGCCGUCGUACUUGGGACCUUUUCCGUCAAACUCGGCAGGGAGAAUUUCGGCAUCAAACUCCUUGUAGUAAUUUUCCAACUCGUCUCCGUGCACGAACACCUAAAACGAACAUCCACAGCUGUUAGAGAUGCUUAAAAGUGUGUGCUAUCCUUCAGCAGCCAAAUGUCAAAGACAUAAAUUAAUUUAAUAUCCUUGUAUCGAAUAUCCUGACAGACUCAAACGUAUUGCUUAAGCGCACCAUAAAACCAAUUUUUAGAGUGGCAUUAUGGUUAUUAGAUUCAGCUCUGUUAAUCAGAGUGAAACACACAUCAAAAUCCUUUCAGAAGCAAACUGAAGGAUCCAGACCAACACAUUAUUGAAUUAAUACAGUGGUACUUGACUGUCGAGUAUGUAUGAAAGUCUUGUUUUAUUAGAAAAAAUGCAAAACUGUUUUUGCUACUUUUUGCCAAGCAGGUUCAUGUCAAGUCAGAUGCUGUCACGUUGCAUAUUACAGCUCUCCUGCACUCAAACCAAAAUAUAAAGGAUAUCUUGAGCUUGGCUGAUGAUAGGUUUACAUAUCAGAGACUUAAGGGGCAACAGUGGUCACAGUUUGCAUUGCAAACCCCCUUAAUGUCUGCCAUUAAUGCUCUCUACAAGGACUAAAACCAAUCUAUGUUGUCAUUGAAUAUGAUUCAUUUGACUCACUCUCUCCAGCAGCUUGCUCUUCAUGAGAGGUUUGACCACAUUAUAGGUGGUAGUGAAGUACCAGGGCUGGUGGAUGAAGUGCACAGCUUUGAAACGGGCAGGGAAUGAGUCCUGGUGGAACACAAAGAGCAAGAUGAAGGGCAAGGAAUCUAAAAAUCCAUCAUAAAUGAAUGCCAAGUCAAAGUGUUGAAACUUUGUUUGACUACUCUAUUAUACAAUGGUUUUUGAGCUGUGGACGCUCUGCUUCCACAGACGAAAAGCAGAGCGUCUGUGGGAGUCCACCGGUCUGACUGUCCAUCGUGAGCACUUUAAAGACCUACUUUACCUAUAUAAUGAAUCAGUCAAAGAGGCCAGAUCCUCUUACUUCAAUAAUCUUAUAAAUCGUCAUAAAAAUAAUUCAAGAAUUCUAUUUGAUACCAUCAACAGUAUUGUUCCUCCUCCAACCCAGCAUGCUCUGUUGCUUUCUGAUGAAGAUUGUAAUACUUUGCUUAAUUACUUUGUAAAUAAGGUGAUGGACUUGAAAUCCAAAAUUUCCUCAAGUGCCUCCCCUUAUGAAGAUACCCCUUGCUGUCUUGGAUCAUUUACCUCCUUUUCUCCAAUCACACUAAAUGACUUAAUUAUAGUUUUAGGUAAAAUGAAAUCCUCAUCAUGCUCUGUAGAUAUAUUACCUCACUCUGUCCUGUCCGGGUCUAUCACCAGCAUUGGUCCAUUGAUCAUCAACAGUUCACUGAGGCAAGGCUGUGUUCCAUCUUAUUUUAAACAUGCUGAGGUAACUCUGCUAGUAAUUACCGACCUAUUUCAAAAUUGCCAUUUGUAAGUAAAUUACUUGAAAAAAUUGUUGAAAAUCAGUUCAGGUCUCUAUUAUGUAAAUGACACAUUCUUGACCCUUUUUCAGUCUGGCUUUCAAAAGUAGUACUCUACAGAGACCGCUCUCUUAAGAGUCUAUAAUGAUCUAUUAAUGGCAUCUGACGCAGGGAACUGUUCUGUGAUCAUUUUGCUUGAUCUUAGUGCAGCCUUUGACACUAUCGACCACAAAAUCCUACUUAACAGGCUCAAGGUUUUGGCUGGUAUAUCUGGCUCUGCCCUAGACUGGUUUUCUUCCUACUUAUCAGACAGGACCUUUUCUGUUAGGACUGACAGGUUCACCUCUGACAUUGCUGCCCUGACCUGUGGUGUCCCACAGGGUUCAGUUUUAGGUCCAUUACUAUUUUCUUUUUAUAUGCUUCCUUUAGCUGGUAUCAUUCAAUCUUUUAGCGACCUGUCUUAUCAUUUUUAUGCUGAUGACAUUCAGCUCCAUAUGCCCUUUAAGCCUCAUCAGCUGGAUAGGCUGUCCACCCUAGUCCAGUGCUUAACCCAGGUUUCUGAUUGUCUUUCAAGCAACUACCUUGUUCUAAAUACUAACAAGACCGAGACCAUGAUCAUAGCUCCUCCUGAGCUACAUUCUAAAAUCAGUCAGGUUCUUGCCUCUUUCUGUCCAUCUGUCAAGUCAAAUAUUAAUAUUUGACUCUUCUCUGGGCCUCGACUCUCAUGUAAAAUCCUUGUCUCGUUCCUGUUUCUAUCAUUUAAGAAACAUAUCUAAACUGCGACAUAUGGUUUCCUCUGCUGAACUGGAAAAACUCAUUCAUGCAUUUGUGUCAUCACGCUUAGAUUACUGUAAUUCCCUGUUUACUAGCUUGGAUAAAUCAUCUCUCUCUCGCCUCCAGACAAUAAAAAACGCAGCAGCCAGACUACUAACUCGCUCUACCAAGCGUGUUCACAUCACUCCCAUCUUAUAUUCUUUACAUUGGCUCCCAAUAGAGUUUAGAAUUCGCUUUAAAAUUCUUGUUUUAACAUACAGAGCACUAAAUGGCCAGGCUCCAGAUUACUUAUCCAAGCUUCUUAUAAAAUACACUGCUGCUUGUCAUCUCCGCUCACAGACUCAGAGUCUCUUAGUUGUUCCCCGUACAUGACUGAAGACAAAAGGGGACAGAGCCUUUCAGUCUGUUGCACCAAGGCUGUGGAACAGUUUACCACUACAUUUAUGUUUGCUUGACUCUGUGGAUUCUUUUAAAAAACAGUUAAAAACUCUUCUGUUCAAACAAGCCUUUUGUUGAUCUACAUAUUUUAUAUUUUUUACAUUAUUUACAUUUGAUCUUUUACAUUGUAUAUAAUGUCUAUUGAUUUUAUUGUUUAUUUUAAUAUUUGUGUACGGCGCUUUGUGAUUGUCUGUCUGAAAAGCGCUUAAUAAAUAAAGUUUACUUACUUACUUACUU
Haplochromis burtoni (Burton's mouthbrooder) is the source of this 7402-nucleotide messenger RNA. Its product is annotated as abhydrolase domain containing 2, acylglycerol lipase. Gene Ontology annotation, cellular component: sperm flagellum; sperm plasma membrane. Gene Ontology annotation, biological process: sperm capacitation; acylglycerol catabolic process; medium-chain fatty acid biosynthetic process. The coding region runs from base 125 to 1441 and encodes 438 amino acids. Gene Ontology annotation, molecular function: acetylesterase activity; monoacylglycerol lipase activity. The transcript has 11 exons. The record is from RefSeq and is a predicted model, not a curated record. NCBI's taxonomy places the organism in Eukaryota, Metazoa, Chordata, Actinopteri, Cichliformes, Cichlidae.